Brienomyrus brachyistius is the source of this 858-nucleotide messenger RNA. RefSeq lists its product as uncharacterized. The record is from RefSeq and is a predicted model, not a curated record. The coding region runs from base 45 to 698 and encodes 217 amino acids. NCBI's taxonomy places the organism in Eukaryota, Metazoa, Chordata, Actinopteri, Osteoglossiformes, Mormyridae. The transcript has 2 exons.
GGCCGAAAGUCACCGACGAGCUGCAGAGGAUCGCAUCGUCUGUUAUGGUACGAAUAGGCGUCCGUGACAACAGCUUGGUUACUUUUGAAUCACAUGUACUUAUCUUCUCAAACUUCUUACGAUCAUCUGAGAGACAGUUUGCAUUUGGAAAACUCACAGCAUUUAAAAAAAUGGACAAGCAAGAAAUUAAAGUUGUUAAGAUUAAAAUUAAAAUUAAAAUCAAAGUUAAAAUAACACCUAAGGAAGGGGGAACUUUUUCCCCAAAAAAUGAGGCACUGGAGAAGAACAUCGGCGAGAGGGUGGACAUGGUGAAGAUCAUUAAGAAGGAUGACACGGACAAGCCCGGAUCGACAUGGAGGGUGUCUUACAUACCGAAGACUGGAACCGAAGAAAGUUUCCGUGGCCAGAGGAGUCGUCCAUGGAGCGCGAGGGACAGGCCAGCCCCCCUGGAGGAAGCAGGAGCGACCAGGAAGAGGCCCCAGCUGAAGUUCCUCCAUCGGACAGACAGCAACGGCUCCUGCGCCCUGCGAGCAGAGAGAGGCCAGGGGCAGCGUCAGCCAUCGGUGGAGCAGCAACUCCAGACAAGAAUACAUGGACUUAUGGGUUAUGGCCAGGGACGGAGGAAGGACAGAGACAUUGUUCCUGACGGACUUGUGGGUUAUGGCCGGGGUAGGAAGGAUAAUAGAGAUACUGUUUAAGUAUUAUUAUAGAUGUCAGAUAGGAUAGGAUGAGAUAGGCUAAGUUAACAUAUGAUAAGUUAAAAUACAAUAAGAUAGACAAUAAGUUAAAAUAUCAUAUGAUAGGCUAAGUUAAAAUAAGAUAAGAGCUUUACAAUAAAACAUAUACUUACUUUUCAAA